UGACGUCAUUUACAGUUAAUAAACUAAACAGGAGGAAACUAGUAUAAAAGAGCCGUCGGCAGAUCUUCAGUGCCAUAGCGUAAUAAGUCAGACUACAGAGAAGGUGUUGUCUCACUAAGAAGACCUUUACCAAACUAUUGAACUUGAUUGAUUACAGACUUUUAAUCAGCAAAGAUCUAACAUGGAACACGAGCAAAGCAACAACGAAGAGACACAAGUCCAGUUCGUGAAGCGUUUUUCUUCAAUCCCAGUCAUUGAAAGUACAUGGACUCAACUAUCUGCAUAUUAUAACAAAGCCAAGGAGUACAACACAUUGGUGAAGUAUGCCUUUGAUAAAGCUGAAAGUGGAGCAAAAACUGUUCUGAAUACUGCUCAACCAGUUCUGGAUAAAUAUCAACCUCAGAUUAACGCUGCUGAUAACUUUGCAUGCAACCAACUUGAUAAACUGGAGGAGAAGUGUCCUGCCAUCAAAAAGACUCCUCAGCAAAUUGUCACUGACAGCAAAGAGAUGUGCUCCAAUCUAGUGCAGCCUGCAGUUGAUAAGGUCAAUGCUGUGAAACAAUUUGGGGACACAACUGUGGACAACAUCAAGUAUUUCAGUUCUUUGGAAAACAGCAAGGAAUAUGGCAUUAAACAGGUGCUUCGUGCUUCCAACUACACUUACAGCCAGCUGCAGUGGCUGCUUCAAACUGAUUAUGGUCAGCAACUGUUACACCAGGUGGAGGUUUAUUUAACCUAUUCUGAAGAUGCUCUUGAUAAAUAUCUGCCUGUUGUUGAUGGUUCUGAGGAACCAGGCAAAGAACUGGAAACCUCUAAAGAAGCCUCCUUAGCUCGUGUUGGCAACAUUUCUCUGAAGCUCAAGAAACGUGUCUAUGCAAAAGCAAUGAAAGAAUUGGAAAGUGCACAGACUCAUUCCAAGGAAGCCCUGAACAAAUUAAUUGCAUCUUAUGCUCUUAUCGAGACAUUGCAACAGAAUAUUGGUUCUUCUCAAGAAAAGAUCCAAAAUGUUAAGGAAAAAGUUAUGGCAACAUGGAAGGAAGUCAUGAGUGAAGAAGACCCAUAUGCAGGAAAAUCCUUUAAUGAAAAAACUAACAAUGAAAUAGCCAUUACUUUGGCUCGCCAUGUUGCAAAGCAAGCGCAAGAAACCAUUCAUCUUAUUUCGUCCAACUUACCAGAAACUCCAGAUAUUGUUAAGCAACUCAUGAAAGAGUCUCAACAAUACAGUCAGAACCUCUACACAACGAUACAGAAUACUGAAUCCAUCAAAGAUAUUUCUUCAACACUGUACCACAAAACAACAGAGUCCCUUCUUGGUUUACAACAAAUAUUCCAGACUUUACUGAAAACACCUUUAUCUUACAUAACAUCACUUCCAAAAUCUGAAGAAAUUGAGAUGACACCUGUAAAUCCUUCCUCACCUGAAGAAACAAAAACUGAAGAAUCAUCUACAAAAUAAACAAAUUAAUAAAAUCCAUUUUCUUUUUUGUCUGUGGCAGAUGUGAAAAUGGUAGAAAUGGAAUUGGGGGGAAAAACAUUCACUCUGAAACCAGUUUGCCCUUUUCUCAAUGUUAUAUUGUUUAAACUUUUUGUCAUAAACAAUUCUACAGGGUGAUUAACACGUCUCUUCUUACCAGUUAAAUACUAUAUAAAAUUCUUACAAUUGUGUUUAUAUAUUUAGUAAUUAAUUAAUCUCGUCAAAAGAUAAUGGUCAUUGUCCUAAAAGAAAAAAAAGCCUGCUCUAAUGAUAGUUCUGGUUGUCUGGACAUCCUGAGUCCAAAUGAUCAUGGUGAUACAAGUAUUUGACUAUAUAAACAGCAGAGCAAAUAGACUUGCUAUCCUGGAAUCCCAGAAUCAUGGCAGUCAUUGUGGUCCAAGGGGGGUGGAGGGUAAUGAAUGUAGUUCCGGUAGUUAAUAGCAAUGAUGAUGAGUUGGGAGGGAUUAGAAGAUGAAACUUUCAAUAAGAAACUUGAUUGAGCUCAGUUGUGAACCAGUUUAUAAAUGCUAAAAGGAUUUGUAAAUUACCCUGUAGUUUUAGUCUUUCUUCUACCUAAUUAUACUUUUUCAUGAGCAAUUAGUUAAGAUUAUACUUAAUAAAAUAUAAUAUAACACUGCUAUCAUUUUAUACAAAUAAAAGCUAUUUUGUUACUGUA
Molecule: messenger RNA, 2150 nt
Organism: Octopus sinensis (East Asian common octopus)
Lineage: Eukaryota; Metazoa; Mollusca; Cephalopoda; Octopoda; Octopodidae
Product: perilipin-2
Exons: 10
Coding region: 182-1456 (424 amino acids)
Biological process (GO): lipid storage; positive regulation of triglyceride storage
Cellular component (GO): lipid droplet; cytosol
Source: RefSeq, a predicted model, not a curated record